This is a messenger RNA of Gloeophyllum trabeum ATCC 11539, 993 nucleotides long. RefSeq names its product Clavaminate synthase-like protein. Bases 1 to 993 code for a protein of 330 amino acids. NCBI's taxonomy places the organism in Eukaryota, Fungi, Basidiomycota, Agaricomycetes, Gloeophyllales, Gloeophyllaceae. Gene Ontology annotation, molecular function: 2-oxoglutarate-dependent dioxygenase activity. The transcript has 7 exons. The record is from RefSeq and is a predicted model, not a curated record.
AUGCCCUCAGGUUUGAAUGGGUCACAGUAUGACAUUCUAGGGAAACCCCCCUCCGCUCUUGAGUUUGCUCGGUUGGUCCAAAUUUCACGACCCGUCCUGAUCAAAGGGCACAAGGUACAAGCACAGGAAGUAUGGUCUAACGACUACCUCAUUGAGCGCAUGGGGGACCAGAAGAUCUCUGUUGCAAUCACCCCGGAUGGUCGCGCCGACGCCAUCACGGCUGGACCAGGCGGGAAAGAAUACUUUACUGAGCCUUAUGUUCAGCAAAUGACCAUGGCCGAGUUCUUGGAUAAACUUACCUCUGACGACCAGAAUGAAGUGCUCUACAUGCAAACGCAAAAUGGCAACCUGUACCCAGCAGGCUACUUUGAGCCUGGAUCAGUCGACGGUUCCUCAGAAUGCGAGAGUCUCAGGGAAGAUGCUCCGAGCGAGAUACCCUGGUGCAGCGAGGCACUUGGGAGAUCUCCAGAAGCCGUCAAUGUUUGGAUAGGCGAUAGUAGAAGUACCACCAGCAUCCACAGCGAUCCAUUCGAGAAUAUAUACACUGUAGUCCGAGGGACCAAACAUUUCACGCUGCUUCCUCCAACAGAAGCUUGGUGUCUCAAAGAGCGCUCAUACCCUCACGCUACAUACACCCGCGAUUCACCCACCUCCCCGCUCAAACUCGCCCCUACGGACUACCCACCCGUCAGCUGGUCCUCCAUCAAGGACCCCGACGACCCCUCCACCUUGUCCUCCAACGCGCACCCCAUCCAUAUCACUCUGCAAGCCGGAGAUACCCUAUAUCUCCCCGUGGGCUGGUGGCACUACGUGCGUCAGUCCGGCGACAUCACUAUCGCGUUGAACUGGUGGUAUGAUUUGCAAAUGCGAGGUGCCCAGUGGGUAUGGCUCAGCUUCCUCAGAGGAAUGGGUAGAGAUGCAAUGAUGGGUAAUCCUCCCCACGUUCAAGGUACAGAGGGGGCAGGGGAUGUAUAUGGCUCUUCAAGCCAGUAA